CAGGCGCAUCCCGCGAACAGCCAGGACCGGCCUGACCCACGGCGACCGUCAGCUACCAUCGCCGCCGGACACACAGACGCCAUGAACAUGAUCCCCCGCCUCGUCUCCUGCUGGUUAGCCCUCGCGGGCACAGCGCUCACGCGGGACGUCUUCGACCCUCUUAGCUACGUCGACCCGUUGAUCGGCGCCAGCAAUGGCGGCAAUGUGUUCCCUGGGGCCUCUCUGCCCUACGGCAUGGCAAAGGCAGUGGCUGAUACGAAUAGCGGAAGCAGACAGGGCGGGUUCACUAUGGAUGGGUCCGCCGUGACAGGCUUCAGCAUGAUGCACGACAGCGGGACCGGAGGCAACCCGAGCCUGGGCAACUUUGCCUUGUUCGCCUAUGCCAAUUGCCCUGGCGGCGACAUCAACCGGUGUGCCUUUCCCAAGAAGACCCGCGCUGCCUUUGGGGGCUUCCGCAACAGGGACGUAUCCGCAAAGCCCGGCACCUUUGGCAUCACUCUGAACAGCGGGAUUCGAGCCGAGAUGACCACAACCCACCACGCCUCCCUCUUCAAGUUCUCUUUCCCGACGGACGGUCCUGACGGCGAGCCAGCCAAGCCUCUCAUCCUGCAGGAUCUCACGGACCUGGCCGACUCCAGGCAGGAUAACGGUACGGUGACGGUCGAUCCUGCAACAGGACGCAUCACCGGCAGCGCCCGCUUCCUGCCGAGUUUUGGUGCUGGGAGUUUCGAGCUGCACUUUUGCACCGACUUCUCCGGGGCGAAGAUACUGGACAGUGGCAUCUUUGUGAACAGCCGUGCCAGCACCGAGGUUCAGACGCUGACGAUCUCGCGAUCGAUCAAUGGGUAUCCGCUCCCAGGGGGUGCUUUUGUACGGUUCAACUCGGGAGCAGAGCCGAUCUUGGUCCGUACUGCUACCAGCUUCAUCAGCGCUUCCCAAGCUUGCCAGCAUGCCGAGAAGGAAAUCCCCCACUUCGACUUCACCGCUGUCUCCGAAGCGGCGACAAAGGCGUGGAGGAAGAAGAUGAGCCCGAUCAAGGUAUCGACCAGCAAGGUCAACGGCUCGAUGUUGACGAACUUCUACAGUGGCAUCUACCGAACCAUGAUCAACCCGCAGAAUUACACGGGUGAGAACCCGCUCUGGUCCAGCAACGAGCCGUAUUUCGACUCCUUUUACUGCAUCUGGGACCAGUUCAGAUCCCAGCUUCCAUUCUUGACAAUCAUGGACCCAACAGCCGUGACAGAGAUGGUUCGCUCGCUGAUCGACACCUACCGCCACUUGGGAUGGCUCCCAGACUGUCGGAUGAGCCUCAACAAGGGCUACACCCAGGGCGGGUCCAACGCUGAUGUCGUGCUGGCCGAUGCAUUCGUCAAGGGACUCAAAGGCGGUAUUGAUUGGGAUGAUGGCUACGCUGCCGUGGUGAAAGACGCCGAGGUCGAGCCGUACGACUGGUGUUGCAAUGGUCGAGGAGGGUUGGACUCUUGGAAGGCUCUUGGCUACAUCCCAGUUCAGGACUUCGACUACAAGGGCUUUGGUACUAUGACCAGAAGCAUCUCGCGGACGCUGGAGUACGCGUACAACGACUUUUGCAUCGCUCAGAUGUCCGCUGGUCUGGGAAAGAGUAGUGACACGGAAAAGUACCUGGAGUCAAGCGACAACUGGCAAAACCUCUUCAAAGCCGACCAGCCCUCAGUCUGGUGGAACGGCACCGACACCGGCUUCACCGGUUUCUUCCAGCCUCGGUACCUGAACAAGACAUGGGGCUUUCAAGAUCCCCUAAACUGCAGUAACCUCGACUCCUUUAGCGUCUGCUCCCUGCAGAACACGGGACGCGAGACCUUUGAAAGCAGCAUCUGGGAAUAUGGAUUCUAUGUCCCGCACGACCAAGCAACCCUCAUAACGCUCUACGGCGGGCCUGACGCAUUCGUAGCCCGCCUCAACUACCUGCACGACAGCGAGAUAACCUACAUCGGCAACGAGCCCUCCUUCCUGACCGUCUUCCAAUACCACUACGCAGGCCGCCCGGCCCUCUCCGCCCUCCGCGCGCGGUUCUACAUCCCCUCCUUCUUUCAACCCACCCCGGCCGGUCUCCCGGGCAACGACGACAGCGGCGCGAUGGGCUCGUUCGUGGCCUUUGCCAUGAUGGGCCUGUUCCCGAACCCGGGCCAGGACGUGUACCUGAUCACGCCGCCCUUCUUCGAGGAGGUGAACAUUACGCACCCGCUAACGCGCAAGACGGCGCGGGUGCGCAACGUCGGCUUCGACCCGUCCGACGCGCAGAAGGUUUACAUACAGAGCGCCACGCUCAACGGGGAGGCCUACACCAAGAACUGGGUGGACCACUCAUUCUUCACCGAGGGGAAGGAACUUGUCCUGACGCUGGGCCGCAACGAGAGCGCGUGGGGCACCAGGACCGAGGACCUGCCGCCCAGCCUGGGCAACUAUGAAGGGUUUGGCGGUGGUGCUAAUAGCACGGUGUUGGCGAGGGCGUCGGCUCUCUGGGGGAAGAGGGGGUAUAAAGGGGAUUUUGAGAUGAGAAACAGAUAUGGGACGUGAGACUGACUCGUCGUUAAUAGUAGACAUCAGUAGGUAGCUGUUGGUCAGCUCAGCAAUCGCCGGCUCCUCGGCCAGCAAGCUUGGUAUUUAUUCUCAUAAUUACCUGAGU
Chaetomium strumarium is the source of this 2665-nucleotide messenger RNA. Its product is annotated as glycoside hydrolase family 92 protein. The record is from RefSeq and is a predicted model, not a curated record. The transcript has 5 exons. Gene Ontology annotation, cellular component: nucleus; cytosol. Gene Ontology annotation, molecular function: carbohydrate binding; peptide-N4-(N-acetyl-beta-glucosaminyl)asparagine amidase activity. NCBI's taxonomy places the organism in Eukaryota, Fungi, Ascomycota, Sordariomycetes, Sordariales, Chaetomiaceae. Gene Ontology annotation, biological process: protein deglycosylation; glycoprotein catabolic process; protein quality control for misfolded or incompletely synthesized proteins. Bases 82 to 2556 code for a protein of 824 amino acids.